CGGCGGCCGGGGGGCAGCGGCCGGGGGGGUCCGCGCCGGGGUCGGCGCCGGGAGCGGGCCCCGGGUGCGGGCUGAGCGACAGCGGCUCGGAGGCGUCGGACUGCAGCGCCUCGGAGGAGGCGAAGCUGCUGUCGCUGGAGCUCAGCGGGAGCGACGGCGAGUCCCCCGGCAGCGCCCCGCCGCCGCCGCCCUCGGCCGGGGAGGCCUCGCCGCUGCCCGAGGAGCCCUCGGCCGCCUCCAUGGCCAGCAGCCGGCUGCAGCUCAGCACCUCGCUCGCCUUCUCCGACCUCACCGAGGAGCUGCUGGACGCCGGCACCGACGGGCUGCUCCGCGAGCUGGAGGACCUGCGCUCCGAGAACGACUAUCUCAAGGAUGAGAUCGAGGAGCUGCGCGCAGAGAUGCUGGAGAUGAGGGACGUCUACAUGGAGGAGGAUGUCUACCAGCUGCAGGAGCUGCGGCAGCAGCUGGACCAGGCCAGCAAGACGUGCCGCAUCCUGCAGUACCGGCUGCGCAAAGCCGAGCGGCGCAGCCUACGCGUGGCGCAGACCGGCCAGGUGGACGGCGAGCUCAUCCACAGCCUGGAGCAGGACGUCAAGGUGGCCAAGGACGUCUCCGUGCGGCUCCACAACGAGCUGGAGGUGGUGGAGAAGAAAAGGAUCAGGCUGGAGGAGGAGAACGAGGACCUGCGCCAGCGGCUGAUCGAGACGGAGCUGGCCAAGCAGGUGGUGCAGAACGAGAUGGAUAAGCUCCGAGAGAAUUCCCUGAAGAAGAGGGGGUCUCGCUCCAUCGGGAAGGCCGAGAAGAAGCCGUCAGUGCAGGAGGACAGCGCGGACCUCAAGUGCCAGCUGCAUUUUGCCAAGGAGGAGUCGGCCCUGAUGUGCAAGAAGCUGACCAAGCUGGCCAAGGAGAACGACGGCAUGAAGGAGGAGCUGCUGAAGUACAGGUCCCUCUACGGGGACCUCGACAGCUCCCUGUCCGUGGAGGAGCUGGCCGACUCACCCCACUCGCGCGAGGCCGAGCUCAAGGUCCACCUCAAGCUGGUGGAGGAGGAAGCCAACAUCCUCAGCCGCAGGAUAGUGGAGCUGGAGGUGGAGAACCGCGGCCUGCGGGCCGAGAUGGACGACAUGAAGGGCCAGGGGGACAGGGAGCUGCCGGGGCAGGACCUGCGGUUCCUGGCGUGCCCCUCGGGCUGCGGGGACGCGGGGGACACGGUGGUGGAGCUGCGCCGGCACCUGCAGUUCGUGGAGGAGGAGGCCGACCUGCUGCGACGCUCGCUGCUGGAGCUGGAGGACCAGAACAAGCUCCUGAUGAAUGAGCUCAACAAGUACAAGUCGGACCACGAGCUGGACGUGACGCUGUCGGAGGACAGCUGCUCGGUGGUCAGCGAGCCCUCGCAGGAGGAGCUGGCCACGGCCAAGGUGCAGAUCAGCGAGCUGAGCGGCAAGGUGAAGAAGCUGCAGUACGAGAACCGCGUCCUCCUCUCCAACCUCCAGCGCUGCGACCUGGCCUCCUGCCAGACCACCCGGCCCAUGCUGGAGACUGACGCCGAGGCCGGGGACUCGGCGCAGUGCAUCCCCACCGCCGGCUGGAGGGACGGGCACGGCGGCGAGGCCGAGCAGCAAGACAGGGCGCCCGGCGGUGGGAAGGUGCUGGACGGCGGUCCUACCGCCAAGCUCCUCAAGGCCAAGGACUUCGAGACCCUGCUGGGCAUCCGGGACCAAGCGGCGCUCGUCAGCAAAGCCAUCGACGUCUUGAUCUCGGACGCCAAUGGCUUCACCUCCGGCUUGAAGCUGUGCCUGGACAACGAGUGCGUGGGGGGGCUGCUGGCCGAGGCGGUGGAUAACAGCAGCGAGGGCCCCAGCGAUGCCAAGCUGAUGAACGUGCUCCUCAUGAGGCUGGGGGUGCUGCAGCAGGACCUGGGCUGCUUCAUGAGGAAGGUGGACCACCUUGCCGGCGGCCUCAAGGAGCACACGGACUCCUUCCCCUUCUCCGGCAGCCACGAGGCCACCAAAGAGGGGCUGCAGAAGGAGCAUGGCUCCGACUUCCAGCAGCCUGAUUUUAGGGACGCCGACCCUUACCGCAUCACCCACACCAAGGACAUGGACCCCGCGCAUCCCCGGAGCUACAAAACCUGCCGGCCCGACGAGAACGACUCCUACGCCACCGAGAUGAAGGAGCUGCAGCUGGUGCUGUCGGAGGCCAACGAGAGCCUACGGGGGCUGCAGGAGCAGCUCUCGCAGGAGAGGCAGCUGCGGAAGGACGAGGUGGACAACUUCUCGCAGAAGAUCUGCCAGCUGAAGGAGGACCACCAGAAAGCCCUGCUGCGGCGUGAGUUCGAGCUGCAGAGCCUGAACCUGCAGAGGCGGCUGGAGCAGAAGUUCUGGAGCCAGGAGAAGAACCUGCUGGUGCAGGAGUCGCAGCAGUUCAGGCAGAGCUUCCUCCUGCUUUUCAUGAAGCUCAAGUGGUUCCUCAAGCGCUGGCGCCAGGGCAAGAUAGUGCACAGCGAGGGCGAUGACUUCCUGGAGGUGAGCAGCAUGAAGGAGCUGUACCUGCUGCUGGAGGAGGAGGAGCUUGCCCCGCAGCAGCAGGCGGACAACAAGACCUGCGCUGGGGACGCCUGGACCCCCAACACGCCCAACGAGUGCAUCAAGACGCUGGCGGACAUGAAGGUGACCCUGAAGGAGCUGUGCACGGAGCUGCGGGAGGAGCGGCGCGGCGCCGGCGAGCUGCAGCAGCAGUUCACCAAGGCCAAGGCCGCCUGGGAGAUGGAGCGUGCCGAGCUCAAGUGCCACAUCGCCCAGCUGGAGGCCAAGGCGGGCAAAGGGCUCACCGAGCGGGCGCUGCCGGACUGGAAGGUGGCCCUGAAGAGGGAGCGCGAGGAGCACCAGCACCUCCUGGCCGAGUCGUACAGCGCCGUCAUGGACCUGACCAAGCAGCUGCAGAUCAGCGAGAAGAACUGGAACCAGGAGAAGGUGGAGCUGCUGGCCCGCUUCAAGGAGGAGCAGCAGCAGGCGGAGCAGCAAGCAAAGGACCUGCAGAACAAACUCAACCAGUUGCAGAAAGGAGCCAACCCAUGGGCUUUGAAGCACUCUGAAAUGGAGAAGCACGGCAGCAACUGGAAAGAGGCUCUCAAUGAAAAAAUCACAGACAAAGAGACAAUCUCUGAAGAAGAAGCCAAGGGAACCAACUUAAAAAGGACCAAGUCCGUUUCUUCCAUGUCAGAGUUCGAAAGCUUGCUCGACUGUUCUCCCUACCUCCCUGGAAAGACUGCGCCCGGGCUGGGCGACCAUUCCCGAGGCAAAAAGGUGUCUGCAGGCACCCAGCUGCUGCCCAACGGGAUCCGGGACAGCACUGGCCUUCCUCCCCCACACUGUACAUAUGUGAAUAUCGAGCAACCUGCCCCUGACGGCCUGGCCAAGGAGAAGCUAGGCAUCUCCUCCUGGGACUACUCGCGGGCCAGCAGCUUCUCGGGGCAUGACCCAGCCCAGAAGCAGAUGCAGAGGAGCUACACGGCGCCCGACAAGACGGGGAUCCGCAUCUACUACAGCCCGCCCGUGGCGCGGCGGCUGGAGGCACCUCUGGUGCACAACAAGGAGGGGAAGAUCAUGAUCGAGCCCGGCUUCUUGUUCACCAUGGCCAAGCCCAAGGAGCCGGAGGAGUCGGCCAGCGCAGAGAGCACGUACAGCCAGUGGCUGUGCAACUUCUCCAAGCAGCAGCGGGAGCUGCUGGACAGCGGCGCGGUGGAGAGCGCGGUGCCACCGGUGCCCCGCUUCCCGCCCUCGCUGCACGACCUGGAGAUCUCCGGCAACAUGAGCGACGACAUGAAGGAGAUCACCAACUGCGUGCGGCAGGCCAUCCGCUCCAGCUCGCUGGAGAGGAAGGUGAAGAGCGCCUCGAGCCAGACGGUGGGGCUGGCCCACGUGGGGACGCAGACCAUCCAGACGGUGAGCGUGGGCCUGCAGACGGACCUGCCGCGCGGCGGCGUGCACGGCAAGAGCUGGUCCCCGCGCAGCUCCUCCCUCGUCUCCGUGCGCAGCAAGCAGAUCUCCUCCUCCCUGGACAAGGUCCACUCCAGGAUCGAGCGGCCCUGCUGCUCCCCAAAAUACGGCUCUCCGAAGCUGCAGAGGAGGUCUUCCUCCAAACUGGACGCCUCCAAGGACAGGAGCCUCUGGAACCUGCACCAGGGCAAGCAGAACGGCUCUGCCUGGGCCCGCUCCACCACCACCCGUGACAGCCCCGUGCUCAGCAACAUCAACGACGGCUUGUCCAGCCUCUUCAGCGUGGUGGAGCACGCGGGCAGCACCGAGUCCAUCUGGAAGCCGGGCUGCCCCGAGGGCAGCAGGGCCAAGCCCGAGGCCCCCAAGUAUGGCCUGGUGCAGGAGUUCUUCAGGAACGUCUGCGGGCGGGCACAGAGCCCCACGCCCCCCCCGGAGAAGAAGGAUGCCGGCGGUGGGGAGGAGGGUGCCAGGAAAAUCGAGCACCCCGGUCCAGCCGCCUACCACCCGGCCGAAAGCGCCUCCCGCAUCUUGAGCAAGAAAGUCCUCAAACAAAGCAGCUGCGAGGACCCGAAGCCGUCGUCCCCUGGCCAAGGGAGCAAGGAGGCGGCCCCCCGGGACCCCGACCUCAUCUCGGCUCUAGCCAGCGAGGACAUGGCGUGCGACUGCAGCUCGCAGUCCCUCACCUCCUGCUUCGCCCGGCCGUCCCGCUCCGCCGCCCGCCACUCGCCCUCCAAGUGCAGGCUGCACCCCGCGGACCCCCCCAGGGCGGAGGAGAAGCCGGGGCCCCUGAGUGAGUGAGGACGGCGGGACGGGGCGCGCAGCCUUGCCUGCUUCCCACUCUCCUGCCCCGAGAGCGCCCGCGGGGCCCCUCUCGGGGACGCAUCUGUCUCCUAACCGUCCCCUCACCCGUGGGGACGCUUAAGAAGCAGAUGGCGAAGGGCGCCGGGCGGCGGAGGCUGCCGGCAGCAGCGGGGCAUCCCGCCGGGGUGGCCGUGUCAUGGGCACGGGGGGGAGCAGCGGGGUCCCCAUGGUGGCCUCGGGAAGGGGACGGCCGCCGGGCGAGGUGGCGGUGCUGCUCGGCCAGGGGUGAAGCACAGCGGGGUUGGAGUCGAGGGAUGGAGGCAGCGUGGCUCCGUGGGCUGGAUCCGGCCCCGUGGCCAGCGCCGCCUGCCCGGCGUGUCCCUGAGGGCCGCGGUUGCGGGGCGGUUGCAUCAGCCACAUCCAUCGGCUGCAUCCUGGAGGCCGGAGGGAGGCGGGGAGGGUCCCCGGGCUGGGCGGCGCAUGAAGGCUGUCCCCAUCGCCCUCCUGCUGCAAGGGGGCUGCCGGGCUCCUCCGCUGGUGGGAAGGGUCCGGGCAGCCCCUGGUGUGGUGGGGAAGCUGGGUGCACAUGUGGCGUGUUCUCGUCUCCUCUCGUGCCCUAAUCCUAACGGGCCUUGGCUGGGAGCAGCGCGGUGGGACCCCCCCAGCAGCCUCCACCCUGCAGAGCGCCCACCUCCCUGCCCGGGGCCACGUGUAGUUGUUUGCUCCUCCAAGUGCUGAAUUUAAAUAUUUCCCCCCCCCUCCCCCCAACCUUGUUUCCCCCCCGCCCCUUUUUUUUCCCUUCUUCCUCCUCUUUUGGCUCUGCCCAUCUCCGGACAGCCUGCAAUGUAAACCAAGUGCAUUUUUUGAAAACAAAACAUACUGAAAUGAGCUAAAUUGGAGAUGCACCAAUUGGAUUAAGAGAUUGUGGGCUGGGCAGCUGCAGCACGGCUCGCAGCCUCUGCCGCACAGCGGUCGGGCGGUCACCAUCGAGAAAAGCCUCAUCUGGGGAGGGAGGAGGGCAGCACCCCAGCAGCGCUGGUGCCCCGGUGUGCAGCCCAGGGCGAGAAGGGUGAUUUUGGAGCUGGCUGCUUGACCUAUUUUCGAGCUGCGUGCUAGGGGCUGGGCAGGAUUUGCACAGAUGGAGCUGCCUGCAGGUGCCUGUGCCUGCCGGGGCUCUGGGCAUUGCUCCAGAGCCUCUGGGCAUUGUUCUGAGAAUGCGUACACUGCUCCAGGGGCUCUGGGCA
Oxyura jamaicensis (ruddy duck) is the source of this 6043-nucleotide messenger RNA. RefSeq names its product suppressor of glucose, autophagy associated 1 (gene MTCL2). Lineage: Eukaryota; Metazoa; Chordata; Aves; Anseriformes; Anatidae. The record is from RefSeq and is a predicted model, not a curated record. Gene Ontology annotation, biological process: regulation of autophagy; insulin receptor signaling pathway.